CGCACUCUUCUUCCCAAGGCUCACGCGCACCGCGUGGCGGCAGCCGCAUAACCGCAUCCUGGCCACCGAGACCCCACGUACCUGCCCCCCGAGCUCGCCGCCUCGCCACCGCCCAGCCAGCAGUGGCCAGUGCCCUCCGCAUGGCCGCGCGCGCGCCGCUCGCCAUGCCUCGCGCCGCCGCGGCCGGCCCGCGGCCGGCGGCGACACCCGUGGCCCCGCGCCCAACCGCGCCGUGCCUCCGCGCGCGGGGCACGAGCGGCGUCCCCCUCCUCCACCAGCGGCCAGCGCAGCGAGCUCACCGCCUCCUCCUCCCUGCCGCCAGGCCGGGAGCCAUCGGGAGCGCCGCGGAGGCCGCGCCGGCGGGGGCGCUGUCCCAGAAGCUGCAGGGGGUGGAGGUGUUCGACCUCAGCGGCAAGGCGGUACCCAUCGUUGAUCUGUGGAAGGACAGGAAAGCCGUGAUCGCGUUUGCCCGCCAUUUUGGGUGUGUGCUGUGCCGGAAGAGGGCCGAUCUUCUCGCAGAGAAACAGGAUGUCAUGCAAGCUGCUGGAGUUGCUCUUGUCUUAAUUGGACCAGGUAGUGUUGACCAGGCUAAGGCAUUUUCUGAGCAAACCAAAUUCAAAGGAGACGUAUAUGCAGACCCAACUCACUCAUCAUAUGAUGCUCUUGAAUUCGCAUUUGGGCUGUUCUCAACCUUUACACCGGCGGCUGGGCUCAAGAUAAUACAGUUGUACAGGGAAGGAUAUAGGCAGGAUUGGGAAUUGUCAUUCGAAAAGAACACCAGGACAAAAGGUGGAUGGUAUCAAGGGGGACUACUUGUUGCAGGUCCUGGUAUCGACAACAUCCUGUACAUCCACAAGGACAAAGAAGCUGGAGAUGAUCCUGACAUGCAGGAUGUUUUGAGAGCAUGUUGUUCCUAGAAAAUUAGUGUCCCCACACUCACACCAUAUGUAUAGGUCAGGUUGUAAGUAGCUCUGAAUCUUCAGAUGGACACACUUUUUUGUGCUGCGAAAGCCGAGCAAACGGAUAUACGCAUGAUUUACAAUUGUUGUAUAUAAAUUGUAUAUUUAUAUCUACUACGCGAACCUGUAGCAUCUGGUAUGUUUGUUCUGUUUAGGGGCGGAUCCAGCGGUAGGUCUGGAGGGGCUCGAGCCCCUCUUACCGUUGGAAAUCCAAUGAAGCCUCCCCGCUACAAAUUUGAGGAAGAAGAAUGAGGGAAGAGGAGGUUGGAAGAGGAAGAAGAGGAAUAGAGCCCCUCGUGAGCUCAAUCCUGCCCCCGCCACUGGUUCUGUUUUUCCUUACUGUCGCGCUGAGUUUUUACAUUCAAGCGGACACUGUAUCAGCUUGUAUUGUAUCUGAGUUCUAGACAUGCACUUCUCGGUGCUCGACCAUGUAUUCGUUUGCCUGUCUAGCGACUGAGACUUUAACCUGUAUACCCUAAUGUUAAGUGCUCUUGACCUCCAUAUUCCUA
Molecule: messenger RNA, 1468 nt
Organism: Panicum virgatum (switchgrass)
Lineage: Eukaryota; Viridiplantae; Streptophyta; Magnoliopsida; Poales; Poaceae
Product: thioredoxin-like protein AAED1, chloroplastic
Exons: 9
Coding region: 141-917 (258 amino acids)
Molecular function (GO): antioxidant activity
Source: RefSeq, a predicted model, not a curated record